AUGGAGAGAGGGAAAGAUUUGACAGAGGGGUCAUCAAGAUCCCCCGGUGGCGGCGCCGGUGGUGAUUCGCCGCUAUCCACCACUCCCAGCCGCUAUGAAUCUCAGAAAAGAAGGGAUUGGAACACUUUUGGGCAGUUCUUGAAGAACCAGAGGCCACCAGUUCCACUCCCUCAUUGCAAUAGCGGUCAUGUACUUGAAUUUCUUAGAUAUCUUGAUCAGUUUGGCAAGACUAAAGUUCAUUUGCAGGGCUGCAUCUUUUUCGGGCAGCCGGAGCCACCAGCGCCGUGUACUUGCCCACUAAGGCAGGCUUGGGGCAGCCUCGAUGCACUAAUUGGAAGACUACGCGCUGCCUAUGAGGAGAACGGUGGAUCACAGGAAACUAAUCCAUUUGCUAGUGGUGCAAUAAGGGUUUAUCUGAGGGAAUUCAUCCAUGCCAUUUUCUUGAUUCAAUCUAUGGAUCAAAGAUUGAGACUUGUUGUGGACGGAGAAGAUCUGUUUCGAGCUGGGAAAAUCCCUUCAAGUUGUUUUCUCUGCGGAAAUCAUCAAUCAAAACCCACCCCCCAUAACUAUGAAUAA
Fraxinus pennsylvanica is the source of this 576-nucleotide messenger RNA. NCBI's taxonomy places the organism in Eukaryota, Viridiplantae, Streptophyta, Magnoliopsida, Lamiales, Oleaceae. The record is from the annotation of a GenBank genome assembly.